GCUUCUUGCCUGCAGCUUAAAGUCUCUGUAGAAUUCUUUCCUCUCUGUCUCUGUCUCUAUGCUUCCUUUACGUCUACAGGACUUGUUUUCAGAGCCAUGGAGGUUUCAUUCUAUGUUCUUUGGCUAUUUCCUCUGAAUGUCUACCUGGUCAGUGGAUAUCAAGGAUCGGGAUAUUCACCGCUAGAAGAUGAUGAGGACGCUUAUGCACGCUCUAGAUAUCGCUACUCAGAUACGCCAUGGUGUUCUCCAAUCAAAGUGAAAAAUGGCCAUGCCACCUGUAGCAGUCCUUCCCGAUCCUAUUAUAAAACUGUGAAAGGGACACGGUGUAACAUCUAUUGUCAGAAAGGCUAUGAGCUAAGUGGUGCAUCUCAGGUUCUUUGCCAGCCGGAUAAACGCUGGUCUGGCAAGUAUGUAUGCAAGCAAAAAAGAUGUCCCCCUCUCACAAUGCCAGAACAUGGCGGAUUCAAAUGCUCAGACGGUGCAUACUUUAACUCCAGAUGUGAAUAUUACUGCUCACCUGGGUUCCAGCUGAAAGGGGAAAGAAUUGUAACUUGUAUGGAUAGCAAAACCUGGACUGGGAGACCAGCAACUUGUGUGGAUUUGGAGCCCCCAAGGAUAAAAUGUCCAAGUGUAAAGGAAAAGGUGGCAGAACCAAAUAAACUGACGGCCAGAGUUUUCUGGGACACUCCUGAGGGACUUGACACGGCAGAUGGGAUUUUAACAGAUGUGAUAUUAAAAGGUCGUCCAUCAGGGUCAGACUUCCCAGAAGGAGAUCACAGAAUCCAGUACACUGUGUAUGACAGAGCAGAGAAUAAAGCGUCAUGUAAAUUUAAUGUUAAAGUCAAAGUUAAGCGCUGUGCUAAGCUGAGUGCUCCAGAGAAUGGUUACAUCAAGUGCUCAGGAUCUGGAGAUAAUUAUGGGGCUACCUGUGACUAUUUUUGUGUGGGUGGUUAUGAGCUGCAAGGAAGCCCGGCCCGUGUCUGCCAGUUUAAUUCAGAGUGGUCAGGGACAGAACCAACUUGUUCCUUUAUGAAUAUUAACGUUGUACUGAGAGAUGCAGCUGAAUUUCUGGAUCAGUUUUAUGAGAAGAGAAGAUUAUUAGUGAUAUCAACUCCCACUGCAGGGGACUUUUACUACAGAUUACAAAUUGGAACACUUCAGCAAGCUCAGUGUGGCUUAGAUUUGCGGCAUGUGACAAUAAUUGAAUUGUUUGGUGUAUAUCCAACUUAUAUUGGAAGAAUAGGACGCAGACUGCUACCUCCGGCACUAGGAUUACAGCUCAGACUGCUCCUAAGAAUCCCUGAAAGCAAGUUCCAGAUGGUGGUGUUGGAUAAACAUGGCGUGGACAAAGAGCGAUACAUUAUCCCUAUCAACAAUUCAGACCUCUUCACACUCAUUGACACGUUCCCACUUCGAAAAGAUGAGAUGAAAUUCCAAGCUGAAGUCGGCCACACAUGUAACUGACAGAUACGCACUGAACAUUUUCAGUAAAGAGUGUGAGGUGCUGCUGACUGUACCCGCUGUACAUGUUUUACUGACACACCAUUUCCUAUGUGUAUGAGCUUUGUGUCACUAUUGUAUGGUCAGCAAAAGAUUCACUAUGCCACAAACCAACCAGGGAGUGGGGGAAAUAACAUUCAUUCUGACAACUCCUCUUUGGUGCUUUCAGUCCAUAGUGUGCCUGUAAUCCCACUGUGCCUUAAUAUAAGAUUAGAAAUAUGCAAUGUCCUACAUUAAUCACACGCAUCACACCUACAUCACAGAUCUGACUUUUGUCAUAAAUGAGUUUUGCUCAAAAUCUCAAUGUACAUAAGUCAUUAGACAUUGGUUCACACACUUUGCAUAGUAAUAAAAUGCAUGAUAAAACAGCAAUUUAGAUUUUUUUAGUAGAACUGUCAUAGAUCAAACCCCCUCAUCAUAGGAGAUGGCACUUUGGGCCUUAUUCAGAGAUGUACGUAAACCUGAUGUUUCCAUUCAUCUCCGAUGUUUUUAGAUCUGCGCAUGCACUUAUAGAGCUGCACUGUCACUCACGAUACCCCAAACUCAGCAGCAUGAUUGACAGACAGCGUUAUAGAAAGUGGGGGCAUGUCAGCCCAGUUUCCUAGAUGUGCUGAAGCCAGUGAUUGUGUCUUUGGGUGCAGCUUCACUGACAUCAGCAGCGUGGUUUUCUCAGCUAUCCUGAGUAACCUGAGGAUCAGAGAAGCAGGCAGGAGGCAUUUACAUACACUAUGCGCCUCCUGCGGCAUUGGCAUAUUAUCAUACAGCUGCUGUGUCAGGCUCUAUGUAUCAGGCCCUAUGUACAGUGUUUACAUAAAUUGCUAUCUGGUGAUGUAACUUUUAAAAUACUUGUACAAUUCUUGAAUCUCUUGAGGACACAUUUUUAUAUAUAUAUAUAGUAAUAAAAGCUCUUACUGCUAAAAUAUUUUUCUGCAGAGAUGCUGCUGUACACUGUAUUGUGGAACGAAAAAAGACAUUAUUUUAUGUGGUAAAUUAAAGAUGAAUAUAGUUCUCAAUUAAAUGUAGCUCUUGCAUGCUCUGCUUGGUUUUGUUUCUUUUUGUGCAUGAAAUGGUUACAGUAUGUAAAUGUAUUUCACUUCUCUAAAUAUAAUUAUAAAUUAUUUGUAAUUAAAAUAGCUACAGUAUGA
This is a messenger RNA of Pseudophryne corroboree (corroboree frog), 2645 nucleotides long. RefSeq names its product sushi repeat containing protein X-linked (gene SRPX). Lineage: Eukaryota; Metazoa; Chordata; Amphibia; Anura; Myobatrachidae. The transcript has 10 exons. The record is from RefSeq and is a predicted model, not a curated record. Gene Ontology annotation, biological process: phagolysosome assembly. The coding region runs from base 97 to 1464 and encodes 455 amino acids.